Messenger RNA from Melampsora larici-populina 98AG31, 747 nucleotides. RefSeq lists its product as uncharacterized. The transcript is spliced from 5 exons. Bases 1 to 747 code for a protein of 248 amino acids. NCBI's taxonomy places the organism in Eukaryota, Fungi, Basidiomycota, Pucciniomycetes, Pucciniales, Melampsoraceae. The record is from RefSeq and is a predicted model, not a curated record.
AUGCAACAUUCCACUACUACCCCACCCCAGUCGAGUCCUGCUCCUGCUCCUGCUCCUGCUCCUGCUAACUAUUGGGCUGCCCGUAGUCCUCAAAUGAUUGGUCAUCGAUUGCCUGGUCAUCACGCUAGGCCUAUGAGCCACCAGAUGAACUUUACUGGAGACAGUCCGGGUGCUGGAGAACGUGGUUCUAUCAAACCUGCUUUCAGUGAGCACCGUCACCGUGGAGCCUCUGGUAAUGGAACUUUGACUUGUACCGUGUCAGCUGCACCUCAACAUCGUAUGAACAACUAUCACCAUGGAACGCCGGGCGCAUUACCUCGUGCCGAAUUGGCUUCAGCUGCACCUCAUCACCAUUGUUUCAACAAUGACCAUCAUGGACCUCUCGACUCUGUACCUCCUAUGCGACAAGAUUCAAUAAUGAAAGUGUUUCAUUACAACAGUGGUGUGGACGAUGACUUCGUGAUGCCUCACGUACUGGCCGGCUUGGGUAAUUUGUCUUUGACGGCAAGUCCUUCUACAUCUACGUCUACUUCUGCAACGGAUUUCAUUACGAAUCAAGCAGCUGGUCUUCGGGUUACUGAGAGGAUCGCCGAACAAGGCGAAAGGCAAACUGUCGCUCUCGAAAGGAUGUUUGAGUUAUCUGUGCUCAUGACUGACACGUCCAAAGUAGAUGAAAGGACACGCGCAGGUAUUGAGGCCGCGAAAGAGAUGAUCAACCGCAAGCAUGAAGCUCAACGCGGUGUUUGA